CCACUGCAAUCUCACCUCUUCUUAUACACUGUGCGAGUUCCAAUCUCAGCGCAGCGACUGCCACAAGCGUUGUCUUUACUUCUCGCUGCUCGGAAUACCCAACCAAGCGGCGAUGAGCUACGGCACCCGGAAACCCCACUUCGUCUUGGUUCCUCUCUUUGCCCAAGGCCACAUGAUCCCCAUGAUCGACCUGGCUCGUCUUCUCGCGCUCCGCGGGAUGGUCGUCAGCGUCGUGACCACCCCCCGCAACACCGCCCGGUUCAAGGCCAUGAUCGAUCGUGCAAACGCGGCCGGCCUGCUGAUUCGAUUUGCGGAGCUUCGGUUCCCCUGUGCCGAAGUUGGGUUGUCGGAGGGCUGCGAGAACGUCGACCUCCUCCCGUCAGAGGAGCUCGCCAGAAACUUCUUUGCGGGGUUGAACAUGCUGCGAGAGCCUUUGUUGGUCUACCUCCGUCAGCAGUGCUCGAAGCCAAGCUGCAUCAUCUCCGACGCAUGUUGUCCGUGGACGAGUGAGGUCGCUCGCGAGCUGCGCGUGCCUCGCUUGGUAUUCCACGGGCCCUCCUGCUUCUUCCUCUUGUGCACUCAUAACGUGAGCAAGCACAAGUCCGGUGGCCAUUUAGCCGAUGCAUUCGAGCCCUUCCUCGUGCCCGGCUUUCCUCACAAGCUGGAGGUGGUGAGAGCCCAAUCUUUGAAGUUCUUCGACUAUCCAGGAUGGGAGAAGCUUCGCGACGAGGCGGCGGAGGCUGAAGCCAGCGCCGAUGGGUUGGUGAUAAACAGCUUCCGCGAACUGGAGGCCGCCUACAUCGAUAGCUACCAGAAGGCGCUCGAGAAGAAGGUUUGGGCAGUAGGACCGGUCUGCCUCUCCAACAACGAGACCGGUGACGAGGUUGCGAGAGGGAACAAUACGAACGUCGACGAGAACCAGAUUAGGAAUUGGCUGGACGCCAAGGAGACGGGGUCCGUCAUCUACGUUAGCUUCGGAAGCAUCGCGAGCCACAGCUCUUCUCAUCUGAUCGAGAUUGGACUCGGCCUGGAGGCGUCGAAGAGGCCAUUCAUCUGGGUGAUCAAGGAGAAAGAGAUGUCGCCGGAGGUGGCGAGCUGGCUAUCGGAGGGGUUCGAAGAGAGAACGAGCUGGAGGGGCCUGAUUCUGAAGGGGUGGGCGCCGCAGAUGCUGAUCCUGUCACACCCCUCCGUGGGAGGAUUCAUGACGCACUGCGGUUGGAACUCGACGCUGGAGGCGGUGUCGGUCGGAGUGCCGAUGAUAACAUGGCCGCACUUCGCCGACCAGUUCCUCAACGAGAAGCUGGUAGUGGAAGUUCUGCGGAUCGGCGUGGCGCUCAAGAUCAACAUGUCCAUUCCUCGUAUUACCGGUGAUUCCGAAGGUCUGAUCACUCGGGAGGAAGUGGAGAAGGCGGUCUCGGAGCUGCUGGAUGGAGGAGAAGAGAGGAGGAAGAGGGCCAAGGAGCUGGGGGAGAAGGCGAAGAAGGCAAUGGAAGGAGGCCAGUCGUGCGAAGAUUUGACGCUCAUGAUCCGACAUGCUCUGGAGCUGGCAGAGGAGGGGAGGCUUCCGGUGCACAGGAGCUCUAGUUAGUUAUCUUAUCGAAACUCAAGUGAGGGAUGCCGUUCGAGUGCAGACAUUGGACUCCAAGGACUUGAGAUUUUUAUAAACUUUUUUUAUUUAAAAAAUUAAAAUAAAUGGGUGCUUAUUACUCUUUGA
Messenger RNA from Musa acuminata AAA Group (dessert banana), 1714 nucleotides. RefSeq names its product UDP-glycosyltransferase 73C6-like. Bases 113 to 1588 code for a protein of 491 amino acids. The record is from RefSeq and is a predicted model, not a curated record. NCBI's taxonomy places the organism in Eukaryota, Viridiplantae, Streptophyta, Magnoliopsida, Zingiberales, Musaceae. Gene Ontology annotation, molecular function: UDP-glucosyltransferase activity. The transcript has a single exon.